This is a messenger RNA of Parathielavia appendiculata, 1517 nucleotides long. RefSeq names its product glycosyltransferase family 25 protein. The record is from RefSeq and is a predicted model, not a curated record. The coding region runs from base 140 to 1327 and encodes 395 amino acids. NCBI's taxonomy places the organism in Eukaryota, Fungi, Ascomycota, Sordariomycetes, Sordariales, Chaetomiaceae. The transcript is spliced from 3 exons.
CCCUGCUUCCCGAGUCCCGACUGUCGGGAAUCUUCACCUGCCGUUUUCUUUUCGCGAUUGAACCAUCCAAGAUUCAAAUCAAGACACCCCAUCAUAUGCGUUGCUCCAAGCGCAGCGCCAAUGCCGCCUCCGCCCCAAUAUGUUCCUCCGCCACAGGAACCUGGCUAUUUACCUAGUCAUCGCCGUCGUCGCUUCCCUAUUUCUGUGGCCGAGGGCCCCAAAAUGGCCAUCCGUACAUAACAGAGUAGAUCUAGAGAUCCUCAAUGUCACCUUGGGGUUCCAGCACAUAUUCGUCAUCAACCUUUCCACACGUACCGAACGCCGAGAUGCCAUGACCCUGUCUGCUGCCCUGAGCGAGCUUAAGAUCACAUGGGUCGACGGCGUUGCGGGAAAGGAUGUCCCAGACAAUGCCCUGCCGGGUGACCCGACCACGCGACAAGGCGCUUUUGGCUUGGGAAACAAAGGGUCUUGGAGGGCUCAUAUGAACGUGUUGCAACGCAUCGUCCGAGAGAACGUAACCAGCGCCCUCAUCCUCGAGGAUGACGCCGACUGGGACGUGCGGUUGAAGCUCCAGAUGCAAGCAUUCGCCCAGGCGGCAAUGGUGUUCACACAGCCAUCGAAUAAGCACACUCUAGCAGAGAAGUACCGGGACAAACCCCAUCCUGAGUUCCUGGUCACCCAGUUGCCACUCAUGACACGGGCCCGCGAUACUCCGUAUGGUGACGGCUGGGACGUCCUCUGGCUCGGACAUUGCGGUACAGAGUUCCCUGCCACAACGGAGCCGUACAAACCUUCCCCACUGCGAGUGAUUAUUCCGAACGACAUGACCGUCCCGUCGCCGUCGCACCUCAGAGCACAUCCUUUUGCUCUACAGGACAACUUGGCCCAAGAAUAUCCUCCCUACACGCGCGUCGUUCACGCAUCGAGUGGCACUACUUGCACCCAGGCGUACGCCGUCAGCCAGCGAGGUGCAAGAAAGCUAUUGUGGCGGUUUGGGUUGCAGACACUGACGACGGGCUGGGAUCUGAUGUUGCGCGACUGGUGCGACGGCUUGUAUACCCGUCCGAUGGAUCCAAGCACGAACGAGGACACAUGGGGAAGCGGAAGGAUAAAGACGCCGGUGUGUGUGACGGUUCAACCCCCGCUGUUCAGCCACCAUUAUGGAAAGGGGGCUGCGUCAGACAUCAUGGCGCCUGGCGGCGGGUUCGUGAACAAAGAGACGGAGAUGACUCCUUAUGUGAGGAUCAGUGUUAGGUUGAAUAUGGAGCGUUUGAUCUCCGGAGAGGAGGCUGUGGAGCAAUGGGCAGAGGACACCGAACACGUGUGAUCAAGAGUCGGGUCUGGGUAUACAGUCCCGGCCUCUCACCGAAUCAGUCAAAGGCAGUAUUGCCAAAUUGUGACCUAUGGUCUCAGCACAUCGGAAACUUCGCCCUUCUCGACAUUGGCAAGAAGAUUAGGUUUGAAGGUUACUGAAGCUAAAGUGAAGUUAUUGAACAUGACCGACACUUACAACCUCG